Molecule: messenger RNA, 1608 nt
Organism: Folsomia candida
Lineage: Eukaryota; Metazoa; Arthropoda; Collembola; Entomobryomorpha; Isotomidae
Product: high affinity copper uptake protein 1
Exons: 6
Coding region: 527-1156 (209 amino acids)
Biological process (GO): copper ion transmembrane transport
Cellular component (GO): membrane
Molecular function (GO): copper ion transmembrane transporter activity
Source: RefSeq, a predicted model, not a curated record
ACGAUAUACUAAACAGCAUCCCAGUUAUAAUAGAACAGUUGAGCACUAUCUCACUACUUUGGCAAGCCUACCCUACCACUAAAAUAGAUGAAGCAUUUAUUAGUAUUAUUGUAUAUUGUCCACUUGUUGCUCCCGAAGUUUGGUCAAUCAGCAAUUGUACAGAAUUGAUAGAGGUUGCAAAUCACUUUUAAUUUCAAGUCCGCAUAACGGGAGCGAUUUAUGCAAACCUUGGAUUAAUAAUUUAAUGACGCUUUUCCUGCUCUUGGUUUCGCUGCUUCUUGUGAAGAAUCCUUCGUUUACUUGUGUUGUGAAUUGGAAAGUGCAGUUAUAGUUAGAUAAGAUAUUCUAUUAAAUCAAUUUGUAACAUCCUUGCAUCCUGAACGAGUUCAAUCUCCUCCAAUCUCCACUAACUCGGGUCAUAGGAUUAGAUUUGGUGAGAUCGAGAACCAUAAUUGAAACAAGGUGCGACUUUUCUUGGCUAAUAAACUGAGAUAAUUACGGCUGUAUCGUCCAGGAAACGCUUACAAUGUCGCAUGACCAUCAUGGCCAUGGACAUCAUAACCACGCACCGGUGGAGAUCGUCACCUCAUCUACCACCCUUAGCUCCAUAAUGGACCAUAAUGAUAUGGAUCACGGCAGUAUGGAUCAUUCAAGUCAUGUCGGAGGAGACAGUGCGGCACAGGAUGGUGGUGGUGAUCAUCACAAUAUGAUGAUGCAUAUGUUCUUCCACGGAGGAGUGAAGGAAACAAUCCUGUUCGAGUGGUGGAAAAUAACAGAUGUUGGGGGACUAAUUGGGUCAAUGAUUGCCAUCUUCUUCCUGGCUUUCUUUUAUGAAGCUCUCAAGUUUUACAGGGAGCAUUUGUAUCGGCAUUCCUUCAAAACGGUUGAACUCAACACGCUCUCUGUCCCAGUGGAGAACGGAAGUUCUGUAAAGGAGACCCAUAAAACUGUCCAGGUGAAAAUUCUGAGUUGUAUGCACAUCGGUCAGACUGGUCUUCAUGUAUUGCAAGUUAUUCUAUCCUACUUCCUAAUGCUAAUCUUCAUGACAUACAAUGUCUGGCUAUGCGUGGCUGUUGCGGUUGGAGCAGGAGCAGGAUACUUCUUUUUUGGCUGGAAAAAGUCGCUCGUUGUGGAUAUUACAGAACAUUGUCAUUAAAAGCGUGCGUCAGACUAGUAAAAUCGGGAUCAAAUAGCAAACAUAUUGGCUAGAUUUUUUUAUAAUAAUGCUGCAUAUUUUGACCUGUUCCAUGAUUUCAUCGACAAGCCAGCUGUAUAUCUAUCUAUCACACAUGUUGUUGCUCAACAAAUGCUCUAUUUGAUGUAGUCUAUCUAUUAUUUUGUAAUGAAUAACUUUGAACGUAAUCUCCAAGUCAUACAGACCUUCUACAAUCACAAUAUUGAGUUCAUCUGUGAUGUUUUAUUAGUUGCAGAUUUUCUGCACUCUGAACUAGUAUAUUUUAUGCCCUAUGGUGCUUUAUGCUAAUAUACGCGUUCGUGAUACUAUCACGAAUUAUAUAUGGUUAAGGAUGUUUAUAUUAUUAUUGUACAUUAUGUAGAAAGAACGCCUGUAAUAUGAUUUCAGGAUAAUAAAACUAUCAUGCAUCACAC